Molecule: messenger RNA, 1080 nt
Organism: Capsella rubella
Lineage: Eukaryota; Viridiplantae; Streptophyta; Magnoliopsida; Brassicales; Brassicaceae
Product: protein DEHYDRATION-INDUCED 19 homolog 4
Exons: 5
Coding region: 196-876 (226 amino acids)
Source: RefSeq, a predicted model, not a curated record
GUAGUUCGGUAACAAGUCUCUCGCUUCCCCCACUAUCUCUCCAUCUCCUUCCAUUUCUUCCUCCCCCACCUGGUCUCUGUCUCUCUCUCUCCCGUGCUUCCAGGGUUUCGUUGAUCGACAUUCAAAUUUGUCUCCUUUGUAUUAUUUGUAUUCUCUUUUUUUUUUUGGUAUAAUUCUGUAAAGAUCAGAGAAGAAAUGGAUUCCAAUUCAUGGAUCAAUUGUCCCUCUGUUUUCUCUUCUGCGAGACGGUGUCAAUCCCGAUCAGAUUUGUACAUAGGAGGAGGAGGAGGAGGAGGGUACGAGGAUCUUGAAGGAGAAGACCACGAUUUGAAUGCUGAGUUUAUAUGCCCGUUUUGCGCAGAGGAUUUUGACAUUGUUGGGCUUUGUUGCCACAUUGAUGAAGAACAUCCUGUUGAAGCCAAGAACGGGGUUUGUCCUGUAUGCACUAAGAGGGUGGGAUUGAAUAUCGUUGGCCAUAUUACGACGCAACAUGCCAAUUUUUUUAAGGUUCAGCGAAAGAGAAGGUUGCGAAGAGGAGGAUAUAGCUCUACCUAUCUCGCCUUGAAAAAGGAACUCCGGGAAGCAAACUUACAGUCUCUUCUUGGUGGUUCUUCAAGUUUUACUUCUUCAACCAAUAUCGAUUCUGAUCCGCUGCUGUCAUCCUUUAUGUUUAAUUCUCCUUCAGUUAAUGAGUCUGCAAACAAAACUGCUACACCUGCGACUGAAGGAAACUCGGCUACAAAAGUCUCGUAUAGAGAAUCUCUCAAAAGAGAUAUUCAAGAAGCUCCGCUUUCAGGUGAAGAUCAAGAGAAGGCGAAAAAGAGCGAGUUUGUGCGGGGUAUGUUGUGGUCAACCAUGCUUGGAGACGAUUUCUAAUUUUCCCUCGCCUUGUUGUGGUUGAUGCAUGAGGCAUAAGGAAUCUGAGGUUAGAAUUGUUAGAGUGGUCCCAAUGUAUGAUGCAAAACCUUGUAAGCUAUAGGGAUGCAGAGCUGCAUCCAUAUAUAUAUAUGUAUUAUUGUCAUUUGUACCUUGGAACCUUUUUGUGCAUAAGAGGAAUAAAGUACUUUCCUUUCAUUGAGA